Messenger RNA from Porites evermanni, 3114 nucleotides. NCBI's taxonomy places the organism in Eukaryota, Metazoa, Cnidaria, Anthozoa, Scleractinia, Poritidae. The record is from the annotation of a GenBank genome assembly.
AGAGGUAUUUAUUUCGUUACGGUGAUACGGCUUGACUUCAAUGUUUCUGAUCCAUCAAGAAAUCUCCACGGUCUGGAAGUGCUGAUAAAUCGCGCCUUCUGGCAUUAUCUAAGAUCCGUGAAACAUUUUCAGCUAUACCCAAGUGUCCUUUUAAACAGAACAUCACUACAGUUUGAGGUAAGUGGCACGUUAAUCAUUAGUCAUUAAUAGUAUAACGAAUUUUGUUAUUAAUUCGCUCAGUUUGUGAAAUGCUAAAUUCAGAAUGAUCUUAAAGAUUUCUCAGAAUCUCGUCCUAUCUUUAUUAUCUAAUGCGUUUCAAAGUCCUUUUUCCACUCUUACGAUGCAAUUCUUGAAUUCAGGAAUCUGAUUCGGAAUUCUCCUUUAACGCAUCUAAGGUGUCACGAAGCUGGAUGCAGCGCAUAAUCUCGGACCCAGAUCUCCCACGGCUAAGGGUAAAACAGAGUGAGAUCUGGGUACGAGAUUAUGCAGCGCAUAGACAAUUGUUUUUGCUCUGAUCUCAUGGGAUGAAAACUCAGUGCAGAGUGCCAUUAAACUACAAAUCGAUUGUAAUCAAUAAACUAGUAAUCAAUUAAUUCAUAUUAAUUCAUAUUUAAACUUUUUUUGCAGAAAGUCCCUGCCUCCGCAGUUACGAACUAUCUAGAAAUCUUACAGCCAAUCCACUUCACCCCUCAUAAAAUUCUACGCAAAUUGGACGAUAUACCAGACAAACACAAGGAAGCUCUCUCCGCUAUAUCUUAUGUGGGAUGUACUCUGUCCGCUUUGGGGCUCACUCUGUUGAUUUUGACCAUCUGCCUAUCUAGGUAUACAGUUUAGUGAACCGAUCUGUUUUCUAGGUUUAGUAUUUUGGUAACUUAUAACCCUUUGAGGAGCAAGGAACCGACUAGCACAGUCGGUUGAGGUGGUUUUUUGGGCGGGAUUACAAUUGUUAUUGUACAUGCGUGGUGGUCACAACAAAGAAAAAAUUAUGAUACAAGCUGAUGCCACCGUACUAAGAUAAUAGUUAACGAAAUGACCAAUCUCAAUGCCCAUAGUAUCCACAACAAUAAAACGGCGGCCAUGCAUGUUGCACAUGAAUCACCCUAUUUAUUAUACAAAAGCUUUUUUUGCAAUAAAGUUGUAAAGCUGCUAGCCAAAGCACGUCGAGAAAAACACUUCAUAGGGUGGGGAUUUAACUGAGUGAUUAUUUCUCUCUCAGGAAACUUCGCCGUCUUCGGCAAAAUCAGAUUCUGAUCUACUUGAGUAUGUCUCUGCUGGCAGCCAUCUUGCUGUUCACGUUUGGAAUCAAUGGCAUGACAGACUCUGACUCAUUGGACUUGUGCAAAGCUAUAGCCUCGCUACUGCACUAUUUCCUGCUUUCAUCCAUUGUCUGGAUGAGUAUUGAGGCUUAUAACCUGUAUCAAGACCUCGUUAAAGUGUUUGAUACGACACUUAUUUCACAGAAUGAGUUCAUGUGCAGGGCUGGAGUUGUAGGUUGGAGUAAGUUAAAAUCUUUUCUCUCAAAAAGUCGUGUAGUUAAAUCUUGCAAGUGGAAUUCUAAACGAUCAGUGGCUCUCAUGAACGCGAAAUUCAUCGUGCAGAAUAAAUACAUUAAAGUUAUACAUCAGCUUAGCUUGUUACUCGUUAAGCGAAUUAAUUUUGAGAGGCCAACUCUGUAUUAUGUAUAAACAGAUAAAGAAGAACAUAGCUAACAAACACGUUUUAGCGUGUUGAAAUAAAUAUAUAAAGGUGCGUCAAACGACUCCACUUUUGCGAAGAUAGGAAUCAAGAAUCAAGCUUCAAUAAAUUUAAAUAAAAUGCUUGGCGAAUAACUUGACACUGCUUAGGAUUAAAAAAAAAGCAUAUAUGAAUAUCCGAUUUUUUCUCAUCAUGUUAACUAAAGAUCAUUAGUAUUACCGCGCUUUGCCCGUUGCCACGGAAUGGUUUCUUUCAUUAUAUUACGUUAUAAGUUAAUUAAUAUUAAAUCUUAUUUAUCUCGCAGUCAUUCCAGCAAUAGUUGUAGUGAUAACCGUGCUGGCCGAGCCUGAUUCCUACGGCUUUCAUGUCAUGGACAAACAAAACAACGAAACACUGUAAGUUAUAUAGACUACAAGCACAGACUCUCGAAAAAGGGCACGCACAUAAUUUUUGCUUUAAAACGAAGUCCGUCUAUAGCUAGUGUAUCUGCGUUUAAUACAUUAAGUACAAUAAUAACAAUAAUAAUAAUAAUAUUAAUAGUAGUAAUAAUAAUAUAGUCGUACUAUGAGAAAAAUACAUGAACAAACAUGGCGAGUUUACAACUGAUGGCCAUCAACAGGUUAAAGUAAAUAGUAAAUAGUUACCAUUUAAAAAUUAGAGAAAAAGCAUCUAUUCACAAAAGCAUCUUUAAAACGACUUAAACGCUAAUUUUGCUAGCCUAAUUAAAUGUUUAUUGCUCGGCCUAAGACAUUUAAUAUUUCACUGAUGGACAUGAUCGAUCGAGUUCGACCAUAAAUGUUUCUUACGUCAGGAUAGUAAUUUAUAUCUCUCAAAUAAUAACAGCUACUACGCCUCCUUUUCAGAUGCUGGAUGGACGCCGAUGCGUUCUACGGUGCCUUUCUCGCCCCAGUCCUUCUCCUCAUGACAGUCAACAUCAUUAUAUUUCUGGUGGUGAUGAAAGAGAUUUACAACAUUCCAAACAUGUGCGAAAAGGCCAAUCGUUUGUCUCACUUCCGGGCCACAGUAUCGGUAUUUGUCCUUCUUGGCCUAAACUGGUUGUUCGCUGGUUUAGCGGCAACUGUCGGAACGUUGGUCUUUCACUACCUCUUUACAAUCACGUGCUCAUUCCAGGGCCUGUUCAUUUUUCUGCUGCAUGGAAUUAUCAAGAAAGAUUUCCAAGAAGCUUGGCGCUUGUUUACAGCGAAAAAUCGCGUCAUAGAGAUGUUCAGAAGCAGCAACUUGGGCACAAGUAUUAAGAGCAUGAGUUUUUCUUCCCAUAAUUCCUCGUCGGUGGCACCAAUAAGGCAACAUCCAAUUUCCCUUAGUGGUGGGGGCCAUGGGGAUUCUGGGAUCGAUAUCCAAGUGAACUCUAAUACGUUCAUAAAAGACAACAGAAGAGAAUCACUUAAACUCGGUUGA